ACGGAGAUGUCUGGACACCUAAGAAUAUGGAGUGCGAAAGGAAACUGAAUUUGGAUUUACAUUUAAGCUCUGACAGCCCGGAUUCUGACAGCCUGGAUCCUGACAGCCUGGACAGGGCAAUAUACUACGAUGUGCUUGAUUGGGACCCUGUCAGCGCCACCCACAGGACUUCCCUCUUUCCAAAAUGGCACAUACCGGUGAAGAUGGCGUGUUGGCUGUCGCUGUUCGUUUUCAUGUAUACAUUUCUAAGAGAAGUAUUGCACCCCUUUGUUACGAAGAACAAAAAUGAAUUCUAUAGAAUUCCAAUAUUGGUGGUCAAUAAAGUGCUGCCAGUGGUUGCCAUCUCUCUGUUGACAAUGGCCUAUUUGCCUGGUCUGCUUGCCACGGUCGUUCAGCUUCACCGUGGCACAAAGUACAAGAGAUUCCCGUCGUGGCUGAACACGUGGAUGCUGAGACGCAAGCAGUUUGGACUCCUGAGUUUCUUCUUUGGGGCAAUGCAUGCAAUCUACAGCCUUUGCUAUCCCAUGAGGAGGUCUUACAGAUACAAGCUACUGAACUGGGCGUAUGAACAGGUGAAGCAGCAGAGAGAAAAUAGCUGGAUCGAGCACGAUGUGUGGAGGAUGGAGAUCUACGUGUGUCUGGGCAUUGCCUCUCUUGCUAUUUUAGCCAUAUUGGCUAUUGCAUCCAUUCCGUCAGUCGGCAAUACUUUGUCUUGGCGAGAGUAUCAGUUCAUACAGAGCAAGAUGGGCUACGUGGCAUUAUUACUGUGCACAGCACACACCAUGGUGUUUGCCUGGAACAAAUGGGUAGACGUGAGCCAGUUUAUUUGGUACAUGCCCCCCUCCUUCAUGUUAGCGGUCUUCCUCCCCAUCCUUGUCCUUCUCUGUAAAGUCGUCUUUCUUCUGCCUUGUUUCAGCAAGAGGAUCCAGAAGAUCAGAUGUGGCUGGGAGGCCAAUAAACCAAUGAGCAAGAACUGUGUCCUCACUCAUAUGUAAUAUGUACCAUAAAUACAG
Messenger RNA from Nanorana parkeri, 1013 nucleotides. RefSeq names its product STEAP family member 1 (gene STEAP1). The record is from RefSeq and is a predicted model, not a curated record. Gene Ontology annotation, cellular component: endosome; plasma membrane. The transcript is spliced from 4 exons. NCBI's taxonomy places the organism in Eukaryota, Metazoa, Chordata, Amphibia, Anura, Dicroglossidae. The coding region runs from base 27 to 995 and encodes 322 amino acids.